Messenger RNA from Pocillopora damicornis (cauliflower coral), 1041 nucleotides. RefSeq lists its product as uncharacterized. Gene Ontology annotation, cellular component: cytoplasm. Gene Ontology annotation, molecular function: oxidoreductase activity. The record is from RefSeq and is a predicted model, not a curated record. Lineage: Eukaryota; Metazoa; Cnidaria; Anthozoa; Scleractinia; Pocilloporidae.
UUAUGUGACAUCACUUGAAACUACAUGAGUGCGGUGGGAAUCAUCAUGGGAGACGGCAACAGUACCUUAUGGCCGUUCAAAACUGUUUUCAUAACAGGAGCCAAUCGGGGAAUCGGAUUAGCACUCGUCAAGCGAUUUUUAAGCCUUUGCCAUCCUCCAGAAUAUGUCUUUGCCACUUAUCGAACUUUAGAGACAGCCUCAGAGCUGAAAUCGCUCAGCGAAGUGAACACGAAUCUUCACAUGUUAGAAUUGGACGUCAACAACAUCGAGAGCUUCGAUAAAGUUGUUUCAGAAGUGGAUAGUAAAUUAGAGAAUCGCGGUUUAGAUUUGUUGAUAAACAACGCAGGAAUUAUGGACAGGAGUAAGUUGGAUGCUGUAACCGCUGAGGGCAUGAUUCAAGUUUAUAAAACCAACGUCGUUGCUCCGUUGAUGUUGACCAAAGCGUUCUUGCCUCUUCUUCGCCGUUCUGUAUCUCAAAGAAACAAGGACGAUUCUUCUAAGACUUUCAUUGUCAAUAUGUCAUCUGGAGCUGGCUCCAUAACAAAUAACACGUGGAGUACGAUGUACCCAUAUCGACCGAGCAAAGCGGCAUUGAACAUGAUUACGAAAUCUUUAAGCGUCGACCUAGCUGACGAGGGGAUCAUGGCAGUUGCGUUACAUCCAGGAUGGGUUCAAACGGACAUGGGAGGAUCAAAUGCUUCGCUAACGAUUAAGGAAUCGGUUGAUGGGCUGAUUACAGUCAUCGGCUCUUUAGACGAGUCAAAGAAUGGAGGAUUCCUGGAUUAUACUGGCAAGACAUUACCUUGGUAGAGCGAUUUAGACAGGGCAGCCCUCCUGGGAAUGAGUGUUGGUUAAACUAAUAGACACAGGAGAGCCUUAAGGCUUCUUUAGGAGAUGAUAUAUUUACCAGCCGAACCGACGAAGAUACUUUCUUCUGGAACUCUAGGCGAUAGCUAGAUGAUGAGAGGCUUCAAUGAUAGGCUUUGAGCCCUACUUUUAUGUGAAUUUAAUCGCUCAAUAAAAUGAUGGUCUCUCGAUUUA